This is a messenger RNA of Cryptomeria japonica (Japanese cedar), 2489 nucleotides long. RefSeq lists its product as uncharacterized. The record is from RefSeq and is a predicted model, not a curated record. NCBI's taxonomy places the organism in Eukaryota, Viridiplantae, Streptophyta, Pinopsida, Cupressales, Cupressaceae. Bases 659 to 1765 code for a protein of 368 amino acids. The transcript has 12 exons.
UCUGCUCGCCAUGCGCCACUCUCCCCAGCCUUCUCUAUCUCACGACGAAGUAAAAUAAUCAGCUUAACAUCUCUGCAACCCACGUUUCCACGUAUUUAAUCUUUUUUCUAAUUAUUAAGACACAAAUCCUGUUCUCACCAGUUGUAAGCAUGUUGGAGGAAAGUAAUCCUUUAAAGGUCGUUAUAGAUUUCCUUUUAUUUAUGGGCGGCAAUUCCAGACAGAACUCCUGUUUUACCAUUUAUGGAAACAACCUUUUUACAAUUAAAUACAUUUAAGCUCAAAACACAGGGUGCUCUGCCUCUGUUUUACGUUUUCUGAGAAUUUUAGGCUGCGGAGCGACGACUUUAUUUUGUCGAAAACGUAGCGUUUUGAAGAAAAGUUACAGAGGAAGCUUUAUGAGGAUUUUCGAUGCUUUUGGCCGUUCUGGUUGCUAAGCUAGGUCUUUAAAGUAUUGAGAAGGUUUCUAGCUACCUCAGCAUUCGAUCAAGCUUGUUUUUCUGCCUUUUAGCAAUAUUACUUGCAUUUACCAUUUUUGGAAGGCCUGCCGAAUAAGGUCUUUUUGUACAUCUACAUCCAAUUGCACAUAUUAACUUAAAAAAUGAGCUGUACCUACUGACAAACUAUACAUGGCUUUAAUUGAGGUCCAGAUGUAAAGAGAAUGACAAAUCCCUCUUCAAUGUCCUUUUCGAACCAUAUUUCUAUUGAUGGAUCAUCAGAGAAUGAAAUAAGGCCUCAACUACUUGAGAGCCAAUAUCAACAAACUAUGGUGUUCCAUCAAACUGCAGACCAGAGGCACGAAGAUUCAGAAGUUCCCCAGCAUUCUGGAUGGGGCCAAUUACAUGAUUACAAGAUAGAAUCAUCUUUGCAGCAUCCCAGUUCAACAACUGAUGCAAUAGGGGAGGCCAGACAAGUAACAUGGGGAGACAUUAUGCAGGUGAAGCACUUCGUAGAGACAUGUAUAAAGUCAUACAUGACUAAAAAUGAGGUCGUCAAAGCGCUUUCUACUCAUGCAAAAAUAGACCCAUGCUUUACACAUCUUGUGUGGCAAAGGCUGGAAAGGGAAAACAAUGAUUUUUUCAGGAAGUAUUAUAUAUGGCUAAAAGUAAAAGAGCAAAUUUUGCUAUUCAAUCAUCUGCUUGAGCAACAGCACCAGGUCAUGGUAAUGGAAAGUGCACUAGAUUUUCAACAAUCACAGCUUCAAACAAACAUGCAGCCUCAUGUUGUUUCCAGUGAGCUUGCUAAUCAGCUUAUGCAACACAACAUACAUUCAUCCCAUGUGCAUAUUGGAGCAGAUAGCAAGGUAGACAGGGUCACAGAAAGGCCUACUCCCAUGCAUUCAUCCAUAUUUGAUUCCACAUCCAUGAGUAACGUGGAUUUCAAUCAAGGUUCAGCAAUGUUUGGGAAUGAAGCUUUCUUCUCUAACCCAUCAAUGCUAUCGGGUACUCCAUAUACAAAUCGUAAUAUGGUUGAUCUCAAUGGGGAUGGAUUCUUACAUAUGGGAAGUUUGGAAGGUAUGCCAGGAACCACUGGUCAGUCUUCCAUAGACAGGAGUAUGUCAGACUUGAGGACAGUGUUCCAACCUAAUCAAGGGAGUUUUUCUGGUCCCUCAUUUUCGUCUUCCAGUAUGGGUCCUUUUUUGAGUACUCCCUUUCAAAAUACAGGUGAGCGCAGAACUGUUGGACCUAUCGCAGAGCCUAUGUAUGAUUCAUAUGAAGAUAAGGAUUUAGACGAUUACAUACAUAUGGUCCAAGGAAGGCAACAAUGAGAACAAGAUUGUGUACUAUAGGUGGGCAACAGAUUUGAGGCAGUGGUCCAAGAAAGAUGGCAACGAGGACAAGACUAUGUGAAAUAGUUUGGCAAUCGUAGUGGAGAGAAAGAACCCCAACAUUGCCUAAUGCAGUCUGUAGAAACACAUUCUUUUCUAGACUAGAAUCAAUAAAUCUAUUCAUUGGCUUCUUCCAGAAGAAAAUAAGUCUCUUCACCGCAAGGCGGAGAUCAUACUCUUUGUUUAAUAAGCAACUAUGUUGCCAAUCCUUUUAGUUUUAACAACACCACCUUGAAGCUGUAGCCCCAUCUUGUACUAUACCACUGUGGGAAGUUGGCCAUGUAAUGUCUGAAGAGUUAAAACUACAGAAAUCUUACUGAUACUACCUUCAAAGCUCGUGCUCUAGAAUCCUUGUUUAAUAUGCUACUUGCAUUUGUUUGCCAAUACAUAGAGAAAAGUGAGAUGCCUUCCUCCCACCAAAAAGCAUAUUCUUGUGUAUAUAGGUAUGUGGAUCUAGUUGAAUUUACUAGAUGGAGCAUUGUAUGGAUCAUGUUUUCUGAACACCCUAAUUUUUUUUGCCAACUAUAAUUUUUAGGAACACUCCUAGUCAGGUGUACACCAUCUUGUGUAUGACGAGCAAAAUCAACAUGACGGGACUAAAAGCAUGGAAGAACUUGAGUAUACUAAAUAUAUGUUUUAGAGUUGACCUCUUUGGUUUGUUAAA